Molecule: messenger RNA, 757 nt
Organism: Ceraceosorus bombacis
Lineage: Eukaryota; Fungi; Basidiomycota; Exobasidiomycetes; Ceraceosorales; Ceraceosoraceae
Source: the annotation of a GenBank genome assembly
AUGUAUCUGUGAGUGCUGCACAUGCGGUCGACUGGCCCGUGCCAGUGUAGGACGCUGAUGUCGGCCUGUACUGCUCGCCACUGCAGCAGCACAUCACAAGGCAUGUCGGUGGCAGGUCCAAGCGUCACUUCUUCAGCACCCGCCUCCUCUUCGACAAGAGCUCCAACGCGCUCAUCCCACAAUAUAGCGGGCAAGAAGCGCUCUACACCGUGGGAAUUGAAGAUGGAGCAGCGCAAAAAACAACAAGAGGUCAAGGAUAUGGAAAGGAGGAUGAAGGAGGAGGUGGAGAAUGCCAGAGCUGCGUGAGUGAUGGCGGUGGUGGUGGCCAUUUCAGCUGCUACAGGGGUCGAAGUGGCUCCGGAGACGAGCACUUCCUUAGCACACGCUCCAUUCAUGAGCUUACAUGCUGUAGCCGUUUGGUACUGACUUUCAUCAUGGUGUUCGUCAUCACCACCACACACCGCUCGCCGCAUCUACAGCAAAGGACAGGCGAUUCGAGAGCGAAGGCAGAAAGCAGCCGAAAAAGCCAGAUUGGAGACCAUGGCUACUAGAGUGAGUGUGCUCCAGCAUGCUUCUUUGCACGAUACGCGCUGGGUGGUGCAAGAGCGGGUGUUUUUUCUGGCACGGCAGCAAGUGUGCAUGCGUCAUUAUGCUCACUCUACAUGUUUGGCUUUAUUUUGCUGCUGUGUAGAUGAGUCAAAAGAAGCUAGACAGGAAGAGGAGACGUCUGGGCAUCACAAAGAAGGUUUCGCAUUGA